Messenger RNA from Heterobilharzia americana, 1299 nucleotides. The record is from the annotation of a GenBank genome assembly. Lineage: Eukaryota; Metazoa; Platyhelminthes; Trematoda; Strigeidida; Schistosomatidae.
UAAAUAAACAAGCAAAAUAUCAAUAAUUAUUUCAAACUUUAAUACCAAAGUAAUUAAUAGUAAAAUCUAAUAAAUCUUUAGAAGAUUUUAAUCUACAGGAUUCCAUUUGAAGUUGGUCAGAGUUGUUAUUUAAGGUGUAAGUAAUAAGUCGAUAGUGAAUGAUUUGAAAGAGGCAGAAAAACAAAUCAGUAGAUAUAUACUACUGAAAUACUUGUACAACUACUACUCCCACUGGUGAAAUAGAUCACAAGUGCAUCAUGGGGAAUUUUGUUGGACCAAGAAAAAAGUUGUCAAGAGAAGAUCUAACCUUUCUCAAGGAAAAUACACAUUUCACUAAACGGCAAAUAAAACAAUGGUAUAAUGGAUUUAUUCGUGAUUGUCCAUCUGGUCAAUUGAGUAAAAAGAAAUUCAUUGAAGUUUAUUCAGGAUUUUUUCCAGAUGGUAAUGCAGAAGAGUUUUGUACACAUGUAUUUCGUACAUUCGAUAAAGAUAAUUCAGGAAGAAUUGAUUUCAAAGAAUUUCUAUUGGCUAUCAAUAUCACUUCUGGUGGAGAUCCUGAAGAGAAAUUAGAAUGGGCCUAUCAAAUGUAUGAUAUAGAUGGGAAUGGGACAAUAGAACGUACAGAAAUGGUUGAGAUUAUACGAGCUAUCUAUUCAAUGCUUGGUACAGACAAUACAGCUGUUGAUAUAAGUCCAGAAGCUAGAGCUGAAGAAAUAUUUGAAAAAAUGGAUGAAAAUGGUGAUGGAGUGUUAACACGUGAAGAGUUUAUGAAAGGAUGCAUGGAAGAUAGUCAACUUAAGGCUAUGCUGUUAGCAGAUGAUCCUGUUGAAUAGAUAAUAAAGAUAAAUAAAAAAUUUUAAAAAGUGAACUAAAGAAGAACAAUUAAAAAAGAAAUACCCAGUAACAGCUUCAAAUUAUUGUUUGAUUCCUCUUUAUCUUCAUCAUUGAGUAACUUUCUAAUCGAUUCAUAUUCUUAAAUAUAUUUAAAAGUAACACAGAAAAACAUAUUGACUAAUUUUCUAUUGUUUCUAUCUAGAUUAUAAACUUUUAUUUGUAUACCGCCUUUUCAAUGUUCAAUGGCGGAUAAUAUCAUUUGAUUUGUCUACACACUUUUGCAUUUUUGCACCUCUAUUGAUGAUUAAGAAAGUAUCCUAUUCACGUUAAAUAAAUGACAUAUAACUACUAAAUACUACUGACCAUGGUUAAUCACAAGUUGAAUAUGAUUGAAAAACUGAUCCAAUCCUAAUAAUAAUAAUAAUAAUAAUAAUAAUAAUAAUAAUAAUAAUAAUAAUAAUAAUA